AUGUCAACAAAAGCAAUAAAUGGAGAGGGACCCAUCACACUACUCCUUGUAGGGCCAGCCCUUCACACCCUUACCCCAGGCUUGUUCCACGUUGGCAACGACAGAUUGCAUGCAGCUAGCUUCAUUGUGGAUACGCCUCAUGAGACACUUUUCCG
Messenger RNA from Sphenostylis stenocarpa, 155 nucleotides. Lineage: Eukaryota; Viridiplantae; Streptophyta; Magnoliopsida; Fabales; Fabaceae. The record is from the annotation of a GenBank genome assembly.